AUGAAAAUGGUCGAAUCCGAUAUUUUCCAAGAAACAGUUUCCUCUUACAUACAAGCUGCUUCUAAAAUGAAAGCGAGCGAAUCCGAUAAUCUCCAAGAAAUAGUGCAGGCCUUUAAAACUAGUAUGACAGAGUGUAUAAGAAUAUUUUCGGACUGUACACAAAUUAAGACUGAUGAUUUAAGAAUUAAAAAUCAAUUAAUAGAAAAAGUUACUACUAUUCGUUUGGAAUUUCGAAGGUUUGCUGAGAAGUCUGUUGAUUACUGCACCAAAUUAUCAGGCUAUAUUGUGGACUUGAAAGGGGUCAUAAAUCUUGUUGAUGAUGAAACAAUUCAUAAGGAAGAUAUCAUCGAAGAGCUAAAAUCAUUAUCUGAUGAAACCAAAGAUUAUGAUGCAAUUUCACAGGAUUUAUUUAAACAACUCAUGAAUAUUGUAGAAGAGUUUUUUGAUUUUAAGGGAGAAUCUAAAUCUCAUAAAGAUGAAAUCGAAAAAAAAAUUGCUGAAAUAAAAAUUGAAUUAAAAAAUGCUGAAAAUAAAAAACAAAAGGCGAAAGAACUAUAUGAUAAAGUUAAACCAACACUCUGGAAAAGAGUUCGUAGUGUAGGACUAACUGGUGUUUCUGGAGCGAUUCUACCAGAAAUUGGAAUCAUCGUUGCAUUUUUACUCCUAUAUGCUGAUUAUUCAAACAGGAAUAAAGCCGCAGAACAAAAAACUUUAAUUGAUGCUUUAGUUAAAUUUAUAAAUGAUAAAAAUAAUUUAAAGGAAGAAAAAACAGGAUUAAUCAAAUAUUUAUUAGAUCUAACUGAAGCAUUCGCAGAAAUUGCUAUAUCACUUUAUAAAUUUCAAGUUUGGUGGGAUAAACAAAGAAUGAUAUUUCCUAAAAUCCUUAACAAGCUGGAUAAAGCAGAAAAAGAAAAUAGAAUCAACACACUUCAAGUUAAACUUAUCAGUGGUUACCUAGAAAUAUUGAAAUCUUCUAUUUCCGCUAUUUCUGACUGUAAUUAUGCAAUCUUAGAAAUGUUAAUGCGUGAUAGAAUAAGUAAUUAA
This is a messenger RNA of Scutellospora calospora, 1044 nucleotides long. NCBI's taxonomy places the organism in Eukaryota, Fungi, Glomeromycota, Glomeromycetes, Diversisporales, Gigasporaceae. The record is from the annotation of a GenBank genome assembly.